Fusarium fujikuroi IMI 58289 is the source of this 4158-nucleotide messenger RNA. RefSeq lists its product as uncharacterized. The transcript is spliced from 3 exons. The record is from RefSeq and is a predicted model, not a curated record. Bases 1 to 4158 code for a protein of 1385 amino acids. NCBI's taxonomy places the organism in Eukaryota, Fungi, Ascomycota, Sordariomycetes, Hypocreales, Nectriaceae.
AUGUCCAAAGUUGACACAAGCACACUCAAGCGGCCUUCUUCACCGGGACUAGAUCUUGAUCGUUCCAUCAAGAAAGCAAAGGACAAGGCUACCGAUUUUCUCUUUGGAAAGGAUGCAUCUAAAGCCCCAUUCAUGAGAUAUGACAACUUUAACAUCUACAACCCCCAAUUUGUCACUUUAGAGUCGAAUGGGGAGUUUGUUCCCAUGGUUCCAGCUCAUCCUCAAUCAGCCUUGAUUGAUCCUGUUACCGGCCUUGUUACUCCACAAAUCACGCCUGAGGAGAAGCUUGGCGAUCCCUUCAACUCUAGCAAUAGGCCAGCAGGGGUGUUAGAGCAGGACCUUGUUCCUGGGCCGCUGUCGAAGAACCCUAUCGACAUUGUGCUCACUGGCGACAUCAGGCUUUUCAACCUCAUUCCAGCCAAGAUUGAGAUAUACCGAACUCUCACUGAGGCGCAGCCAUACACUGAGAUAGUCAGGCCAGCUAAGGGUCGCCUCUCGUUGGGAGAGUUUCUCCCCAGCCUCAAAGAUGGCGUUCUCGAUUCUAUUGUCUUGGACAAUCUGCGCUUUUGUUACGUUGAGGAUUUCGGAGAUCCGUUCUUGCCCUCUGGAGCAUAUUUUGAGACAGAUAUUGUGUUCCAAGGUGCUAUGCAGCCUGUUUCUGAUGCCCUUCGAGACUUCUUCGGUCAGGAUAAGCCCGCGCUUCAUUUCAGCGCCCAUCUCGGCGCAUACAGGGAUUGGGACGACCCUUGGGAUGUUGUCAACCUGGUUCUUAGUGCCUCUUUGGACCGCAUCUCUUUCAAGGCUCUCGGCAUCUUCGAGUGGACUAGGCUCGGUGUCGAAGUCUUGGCCUUUGCUGAUGUGGACUGCACUAACGACGUCAACCCUUGGUCCUUGGGCUUUGGCUUCUUUGGUGAUGUCAACAUGACAGUUCCAGGAUCGAUUGUACCCCUUCGAGCUACAUAUAGGCUUCGAAAGAUGUUCGACACGUACUCUCUCUUGGUCAGACUUCAAGACGACGAGUGGAAAGAUGUCUUUGGUAUAAGAGGUUUUGACCUGCAGCAAGUCCUGCUCUCCGCCACGCUAGGCAAUCUAUCCUCCAAUGACAAAACCUUCUCGUUAUCGGUAGAGGCUCAAAUGGUCUGGCACGAGACCACAGUUUCUAUAUCUGGUACCUACUCAAAAGACCACUACAGCUUGGAGGCAUAUGUCGGUAACCUGGCUCUCAGUGACCUAGAGGGUUUGUUCAAGCAGCUGACUGGAGAGGGAGAAUUGGACGUAUUCGACCACGACGUCAAGUUCAACUCUAUCUAUCUCCAGGUAUCAACUGAGGGGAUUGUGCUCUCAGGAAGCAUCACCAUCAAUGGUCACUCCAGUGCUGGCGGCUGUGUGACCAUCUCCAAAGCGGGUGUCUCCAUCACUGGUGGCGUCUCUGAUGUGUCUUUUGAAGGCUUCGAGAUCCACAAUGCUGAAUUCGAUGUCUUCAUCGGAAGCAAAAAGUCACAGGAGGAUUCAGGAGGACGCUCUACACGCUUUGCUAUAUCCGGCGAUGUAUCUUUCUGUGGCAUUGAUGUUAGAGCUGGUGUCUUUACGCAAAAGGACAAAGAUGGCCCACUGAAAUGGGCUGUUUAUGGAGAAGCAUCCGGUAACUUGAGUACUGCCUCGCUAUGCCCUGUCCUCAAAGACACGUUCUUGGAUGUGACAUUGUCAAACCUGGCGCUCGUUGCCAUGAACCAUGACAUGACAGUCGCUUCCUUCAACAAGCACAACUAUCCUCUAGCUAAGGGUGUCCAAUUCUGCGCAAAGAUCGAGAGCAUACCAGAGUUGGAGAGUCUUCUCAAGGGCAGUGUCAAGGGAACAGUACUCCAGGCUUGCUAUACCGGCGGGAAGUUCAAGCUGAGUCUUAUUCUCCCUGCUGCAAGGACAAUCACCUUUGGGGACCGUGUGUACACCGGGCCUCUGAGCCUUGGGAUUCACCUCGGUGCCAGCCCCACGGACAUCUUGCUAGUUCUCAAUGCUGAACUCAACGUUGUUCUCGACACACAGCCACAUCCCUUGGCAUUUGCUCUUGGCCUCAAAGCCGGGUACAGUGGUGCUUCGGCAUACGCUCAGAUGAUUACAGACUGGAUAAACCCAUGUGGCAUCGGAGAAAUGGGAUUUGCGGGACAGAUCAACAUCGGGUCCAAAGAGGCCAAGAUGGCCAUGAAACUCAGUCAAAACCCCAAGGAGCAGUUGCUGGCGGCUGCUGUUAAGGAUCUGGGGGUCGCAGAUCUUGUUAAGUUCGCCUCUCUCAUUGCAGAAAAGGAACUCCCUGAGCCGGAUGACUUUCUUCACUUUAAUGAUGUUGAGCUGUAUAUCUCUACUGGCACCAAGAUCGGCUUAACAGAAUACCCCCCUGGCGCCUCCUUGAAGGGCGACAUGACCAUAUUUGGCAAGCGUGCGAAAUUUGAGUGCACUGUAGGUUCCAUGAUCAAGCUAUUGGCCACAAUUGAGGCCUUCAACAUCGGGCCACUCCAGGUCACUGGCGCCGCAGGGCCGGAUCCCAUUGUGGACAUUGUGCUUUCUUCUGACAAGCAGACGGUUCUUAUUGAUGGCGCUGUGACUAUCAUGGGGGCAUCUGCUGCUCUUCACCUGGAAGCGAGCUUCUUACCAUCAACCACUUUCGAUUUCUGGGUGGAUCUACGUCUCUCAGAUCUAUUCAUGUUGAAGCUCCAGGCCAAGCUAACGGGAAAAUUCAAUGUGAAAGAUUUAAAAAGUCUAGAAAAGGCAGACUUUGCGGUCAAAGGUGUAAUGGAACAACACAUCAUUGAGUACAUAUCGCAGCAAGUUCAGCAGCAGAUUGAUGUCGCUCAGAAAGCCGCAAAGGAAGGCUUCGAUUCAGUCAAGGCCGAGCUAGAUAGACAAGAAGCAGCUUUCAAGGCAAAAUGCGAUGCGGCGAUUGCAGAGCUAGAGAGAGCUCGCGCCAUAUGGAACGAAAAGCGUGACCGCGUCAAUGGAGAAUUCGAACGCGUCAAGCAAUCGACACAUCAAACAGUCCAGGGCUUGAAGGACAGUGUUGGCCGUGCUGAAGCCUCCUGGAAGCAACUCAUCGCGGAAGUAGAGAGGGCUUUAGAAGAGGCGCGAAACGACGCGAAUGCUGCUAUCGGAUCUGCACAGUCUGAUCUCAACCACGCUCAAGAGGAUAGCGACAGAAGCAUUCGGGAGGCUCAGGAUGACCUGCAGAGAGCAAGGAAUGAUUUCGACCGAGAGUUUGGUAAUGCGGUCCGGGAUAUCGAGAACGCCCGACAUGACGUGGAACGAGCUCAGGGUAGUGUCAACGAUGUUAGGUGGUCAAUUGACCGCGUCAACCGAGAGAUUGAUGACACAUCGUGGUACAACUGCGGGGGUCUCUACGCGGAAAGGGCUUCUCUCGAGAUAGCACUCGUGGCCGUAGAUGGGAGCCUAGAAGUCGUCAAGGGCAUCUUACACGCCGCUGAGUGGGUGGUGCAGAGCACUGGCUAUGUCACUGCUGAGGCCACAAUCGGCACUGCCGUUUUCGCACUUGAUCGAGUCAGAGACGUCAAAGGCGUAGCUCUCGACGCCGCCAAGCUUGCGUUGGACGGCGUUCGAGAAACGCACAAUCUUGCCAUCGAGGCUGCGUCAGAGGCAGUGUCUGUUGCCAAAACUGCAAGCGAAGAGCUUCAUGUCUUCGAAGCGGCAAAAGGUGCUCUUGAUGCCGGCGAGAGUGCUGCACAGGGGGCCAUCAACACAGCGCAGGACGCAGUAAACGCUCUGGCUUCAUGUACCGAGUUUCUAGCGUUUGACGUGGCCGAGAAGGGCUUGCAGUUUGCUCGAGAUAACACGAGUGAGCUGAAUUUGGCACGGCAUGCGGUUGAGAUUGGUGAAAAGGCAGUGGAUAUCGGAUUAGACAUGGCCAAGUGGGCUGUCGACCAUGCUGGCAAAAUGUUUGACAUCCAGCUGGUCGAGUUUGAGGGGUCUAUCCAAGGGUUGGUAGGUAAUGGCCCUCCCCUCAGGGUCAAGAUAGCAGGUGUUGUGUUUGGUGACUAUUUUGUUUUUGAAUUGGUGUGGUCUCCUGGCUUUGAUCUCAUCAAGUUCAUCAAAGAGCUCUUUGCCAAAUUAUGGGAACUAAUUAAAGAUGCUGCGGCCUCGAUAAUGAAGUGA